AUGUUGCCGCCUGAAAACAGGCAACUCGGCCUUGACGUCCCACCAGAAAAAGUUCGCUUACAGCCACGCCAAGAAGAUCCUUACAGAUGGUCCGUCGCUAAGCCCGUGAAGCCCCACUUCAAGUCAAACCUGAGCCGUGGGAGCGUUGGAGAUUUCCAAAAGAUCUGCGAGGCCCUGGAGAGCCGCAAUUUGAUAGAGGCAGUGUCUCCGAAAAGCUUGCAAGAAGAGAGCUACCAAGAGGAUGAACACCAUGAUUUGGUUUUCAAUGACAAUUUCACGGUCACGAUACAGAGACUAGAGCGAGAGAGAAAAGAGGCAAUUUCUGAUAAUGAGACUCUUCGUGAGAAACAAAAACAGGAGCUGCUGGAUACUCAACAGUUGUGGGAAACGGAGCAUGAUGGUCUAAGACAAGAAAUGUUGCAAUGGAAGCAUUCUGCGGAGACCCAAGAUCUCAAGCUCCGGGAGAUGAAAGAGAAGAUUUUUCCGACCCUUAAUACGCUGAACCUGCAUUUGUCGGAACUCUUUGAUAAGUCUGAUCUGGUCCAGUAG
Messenger RNA from Aspergillus affinis, 549 nucleotides. RefSeq lists its product as uncharacterized. The record is from RefSeq and is a predicted model, not a curated record. Bases 1 to 549 code for a protein of 182 amino acids. The transcript has 3 exons. Lineage: Eukaryota; Fungi; Ascomycota; Eurotiomycetes; Eurotiales; Aspergillaceae.